Messenger RNA from Austrofundulus limnaeus, 2181 nucleotides. It is a transcript of the gene coro1a, whose product is annotated as coronin, actin binding protein, 1A. Gene Ontology annotation, biological process: cell migration; actin filament organization. The record is from RefSeq and is a predicted model, not a curated record. NCBI's taxonomy places the organism in Eukaryota, Metazoa, Chordata, Actinopteri, Cyprinodontiformes, Rivulidae. Gene Ontology annotation, molecular function: actin filament binding.
GACCGACUUUGGACACCACUGGUUUAACCGGACUGAGUUUUCUUUGCGUUGCGCGGUCUGACCUUUGGGUGAACCUGUCCUGAGUUUCUCUCUGCAGGUGGAUGUUUUACACCUGAAUCCUCUUUUCUCUCUGUAGCAGGGUAGAACCAGUCUCAUGGUGUCUGUCUGCACACCUGACACCCCUCCGGGUCGAAGGGGCUUGUUGCAAACGAUCAGUUCAUCAAGCACGUCUGCAUUUCGACUCGGUUCAAGUUACAUUUCACAAAACGUUGCCUGAUUUAUCCACCUUAACGAGGACCACGUGGCUUUAUUUGAUUUAAACUUCUAACAGUUAGAAGUCGACAAACGACUCGCUGUCAGGACCUUGCCUGUUUUUACCCUCUGCCUUUUUUUAAAACCCUAAAAUGGCAGCGCAACACCUCCCACUUCCACCUCCGUUUGAAAUUUUCACUUCCUGAAUGCGAGCGUGCGUUCGUACUUCAACCUCUCGUCUCCUCCGAGCCCUCACUCUGGUGGCAGGGUGUCUGCUGCAGCUGCUGAAGCUUCUCGAGCCCAGUCUUCCCCCCCUCCACCACCACCACCUGUCUCCAGUUCACCAUGUCCAGGAAGGUCGUGAGGUCCAGCAAGUUCCGGCACGUCUUCGGCCAGGCGGUGAAAGCCGACCAGUGCUACGAUGACAUCCGCAUCUCGCAGAUGACCUGGGACAGCAACUUCUGCACCGUCAACCCCAAGUUCGUGGCCAUGAUCGUGGACGCCAGCGGUGGAGGGGCCUUCAUGGUUCUGCCCCUGACCAAGACCGGACGUAUAGACAUGUCCUACCCCACUGUGUGUGGACACACAGGUCCGGUCCUGGACAUAGAGUUCUGUCCUCACAACGACAACAUCAUUGCCAGUGGUUCAGAGGACUGCAGCGUCAUGAUCUGGGAGAUCCCAGAGGGGGGGCUGACCUCGCCGCUGACAGAACCCGUCGUCAAACUGGAGGGGCACUCUAAACGAGUCGGCAUCCUCAGCUGGCACCCGACGGCCCACAACGUGCUGAUGAGCGCAGGCUGCGACAACGUGGUGAUCCUGUGGAACGUGGCCCGGGGGGAGGCGGUGGUGAGGAUGGACAGCGUGCACACAGACCUCAUCUACAGCGCCUGCUGGAACCGGGACGGCUCCAGGAUCCUCACCUCCUGCAAAGACAAGACCCUGCGGGUGCUGGACCCGCGCAAGGGCACCGUCCUGUUUGAGAAGGAGAAACCUCACGAGGGCUCCAGGCCGGUCCGGGCCGUGUUCGUGUCCGACGGGAAGAUCCUGAGCACCGGCUUCAGCCGUAUGAGCGAGAGGCAGGUGGCGCUGUGGGAUCCUGACAACUUCUCGGAGCCUCUGACCCUGCAGGAGCUGGACACCAGCAGCGGCGUCCUCCUGCCGUUCUUCGACCCCGACACCGGCGUCYUCUACCUCUGUGGCAAGGGAGACAGCAGCAUCCGUUACUUUGAGGUGACGGACGAGGCGCCGUACGUCCACUACCUGUCCAUGUUCAGCAGCAAGGAGAGCCAGAAGGGCAUGGGCUACAUGCCCAAACGGGGCCUGGAGGUCAACAAAUGUGAAAUCGCCAGGUUCUACAAACUCCACGAGAGGAAAUGUGAGCCCAUAGUGAUGACGGUGCCCCGCAAGUCGGACCUGUUCCAGGAGGACCUGUACCCCGACACCAUCGGGCCCGAGCCCUCGGUGGAGGCCGACGAGUGGUUCAACGGGAAGGAAGCUCCGCCCAUCCUGAUUUCUCUAAAAGACGGCUUCACAGCCACCACCAAGGCCAAGGAGUUCAAAGUUCACAAGAGUCUUCUGAAGACCACAGGUGCUGCUGCCGGGAGUCCAACGGGAGGUGGAGAGGACGUCCAGUCUUUGAAGAAAGAGGUGAAGCACCUGAAAGCAGCGUUAGAAGAUCUGACCAAGCGUGUGAGAGAGCUGGAGAGCAAGCAUUAAAGGGUAAACAAAUAAACAACAACAAAACCAGGAGCAGUGGAGACAAAAACCAACAGACAAAUAAAAAAAAUAAAAAAUCAAACUGCUGUAAACUUUUGAACAAAAAGGGUGACGUGUUACCAAAAUGUCUUGAAUUUGUUUUGAUGCUUGAAAUUUUAAAUUUCUUAUUUUAAUAUAUGAAUUUUAUUUGAAAUAAAGUCUUCAGUAUUUUCA